AUGGAUAGUAAUAUCCACCUGGGUAGUUUGAUAAGUCGACAUGAUGAUGAAGCCACAAGAACAUCUACCUCGGAAGGGCUGGAGGAGGGUGAAGUGGAAGGGGAGACACUCCUGAUUGUAGAGUCGGAGGACCAGGCAUCCGUGGACUUAUCUCAUGAUCAGAGUGGGGAUUCCCUCAACAGUGAUGAAGGAGACGUGUCCUGGAUGGAGGAGCAGCUGUCCUACUUCUGUGACAAGUGCCAAAAGUGGAUUCCAGCCAGUCAGCUGAGGGAACAGAUCAGUUACCUUAAGGGUGAUAACUUUUUUAGGUUUACUUGCUCUGAUUGUUCAGAAGAUGGCAAGGAGCAGUACGAAAGGCUAAAGCUAACAUGGCAGCAAGUUGUCAUGUUGGCUAUGUAUAACUUGUCUCUGGAAGGAAGUGGACGCCAAGGUUACUUCAGAUGGAAAGAAGAUAUCUGUGCUUUUAUUGAGAAACAUUGGACUUUUUUACUAGGGAAUAGGAAAAAGACUUCAACUUGGUGGAGCACAGUAGCUGGUUGCCUCAGUGUGGGAAGUCCAAUGUACUUCCGUUCAGGUGCUCAGGAAUUUGGAGAACCAGGAUGGUGGAAACUUGUUCACAACAAGCCCCCUACAAUGAAACCUGAAGGAGAGAAGUUGUCUGCCUCUACUCUGAGAGUAAAAGCCUCAAAACCAACUUUAGAUCCCAUCAUUACUGUUGAGGGACUUAGGAAACGAGUGAGUCGGAAUCCUGUGGAAUCUGCCAUGGAAUUAAAAGAGAAAAGGUCUCGUACUCAAGAAGCAAAAGACAUUAGAAGAGCUCAGAAGGAGGCAGCUGGCUUUCUUGAUAGAAGCACUUCUUCAACCCCUGUCAAGUUCAUCAGCCGUGGCCGCAGGACGGAUGUGAUUCUUGAAAAAGGAGAAGUGAUUGACUUCUCGUCCUUGAGCUCAUCUGAUCGCACCCCCCUGACAAGCCCAUCUCCUUCUCCUUCUCUGGAUUUCUCUGCCCCUGGAACACCCGCCUCUCAUUCAGCCACUCCUAGCUUACUCUCAGAAGCAGAUCUCAUUCCAGAUGUGAUGCCCCCACAAGCCUUGUUUCAUGAUGAUGAUGAGAUGGAAGGUGAUGGAGUCAUAGAUCCAGGAAUGGAGUACAUUCCACCCCCUGCUGGGUCAGCGGCUUCUGGGACAGUGGUCGGAGGCAGAAAGAAGGUCAGAGCACCUGAACAGAUAAAGCAAGAGGUAGAGAGUGAGGAGGAAAAACCCGACAGGAUGGACAUUGAUAGUGAAGACACGGAUUCCAAUACAUCUUUGCAAACAAGGACUCGAGAAAAGAGGAAGCCUCAAUUGGAGAAGGAUAUAAAACCUAAAGGUCCCAAGUAUACGCCUGUAAGCAUCUAUGAGGAAAAGCUGCUUCUGAAGAGGCUGGAAGCUUGUCCCAGUGCUGUUGCUAUGACACCAGAAGCACGGAGACUGAAGCGUAAAUUGAUUGUCAGACAAGCAAAAAGGGAUAGGGGAUUACCACUUUUUGACUUAGAUCAAGUUGUUAAUGCUGCUCUUCUGUUAGUUGACGGGAUUUAUGGAGCCAAAGAAGGAGGUGUUUCUAGGGUUCCAGCUGGCCAUGCCACAUACAGAACAACCUGCCAGGACUUCAGAAUCCUUGACCGAUACCAGACUGCCUUGCCAUCUAGGAAAGGAUUUCGACACCAGACCACUAAAUUUUUGUAUCGUUUGGUGGGGUCAGAAGAUAUGGCUGUGGACCAAAGUAUCGUCAGCCCUUACACUUCUCGGAUACUGAAGCCUUAUAUCAGGCGUGACUAUGAAACAAAGCCACCCAAACUACAGCUCCUGUCACAGAUUCGCUCCCACCUGCACAAGAGUGACCCUCACUGGACACCUGAGCCUGAAGCACCUCUUGAUUACUGCUAUGUUCGGCCAAACCACAUCCCAACAAUAAACUCUAUGUGUCAUGAGUUUUUCUGGCCGGGCAUUGACCUGUCUGAGUGUCUGCAGUAUCCAGACUUUAGUGUGGUUGUCCUUUAUAAAAAAGUCAUCAUUGCCUUUGGCUUCAUGGUUCCUGAUGUGAAAUACAAUGAAGCCUACAUUUCAUUCCUGUUUGUCCAUCCUGAGUGGAGAAGAGCAGGCAUUGCAACUUUCAUGAUUUACCAUCUGAUUCAGACCUGCAUGGGCAAGGAUGUGACCCUUCACGUCUCAGCAAGCAACCCCGCCAUGCUGCUAUACCAGAAAUUUGGAUUCAAGACUGAAGAAUAUGUCUUAGAUUUUUAUGAUAAAUAUUACCCCUUGGAGAGUAAGGAGUGUAAGCACGCAUUCUUUCUGAGGCUCCGUCGCUGA
Messenger RNA from Orycteropus afer afer, 2346 nucleotides. RefSeq names its product lysine acetyltransferase 14 (gene KAT14). The transcript has 10 exons. Gene Ontology annotation, molecular function: acyltransferase activity, transferring groups other than amino-acyl groups. Lineage: Eukaryota; Metazoa; Chordata; Mammalia; Tubulidentata; Orycteropodidae. Bases 1 to 2346 code for a protein of 781 amino acids. The record is from RefSeq and is a predicted model, not a curated record.